AUGGAGUUUCAAGCUAGUUUAACAACUGCGUUUCCCAAUGACACAAAUUUCACAGAUGGAACUCUUCCUAAGACCUUGUCCGCUGUUACAGCUUCCCUCUCGCUCAUGGGAUCCUUCACAAUCUUUCUCACGUUCUGGAUGUCGCCCGACUUGCGAGCUACACCUCGCAGAAUGAUCAUGUUUGUAACAGUCGCCGAUUUCCUAUUUUCUGGCACAACCAUCGUAGAUUAUUUGGAAGACAGAUUGGGAUCAACAAGUUAUUUCGUUCCAACACUUGAGGUGACAAUACCACGAAUUAUGGUGCUUGUUUCAUCGCUCAUUUGGACAGUUCAUUUGUCUUUCUUUUUUUACUUAACAAUUUGUAGAAGAAUUUCCAUGGAAUCAGAAAGAUUGUAUAUCCUGUUUUUUCACAUAACGGCUUGGGGAGUACCUUUUGUGAUCACUGUGGUUGCUUAUUUCUUCAACGGAGUUCAAUUUUUGGCAGACCUUGAAACUGGGUACAAGUGCUGGAUCUGGAAUGAAAAAACUUGCAGACAAUGUGCAUCUGGGCAGCUACUACAGGAGAGGACUGGGCCAUCAUGA
Pocillopora meandrina is the source of this 582-nucleotide messenger RNA. NCBI's taxonomy places the organism in Eukaryota, Metazoa, Cnidaria, Anthozoa, Scleractinia, Pocilloporidae. The record is from the annotation of a GenBank genome assembly.